AUGACAAUCAUCAAUGAGCCCCGGAAAAGCUUUUGCUGGGUCUUCGAUAGUCCCACAGGGGAAGAGCGCGGCGUCAAGGCGGCUUUCGAAGAGCUGAAGAAAGCUGGUGCUAUGCGUGUCGACCUUGCGUGGGUUCGGAACCACUGGAUCAUGAUCUUAUGGAAGCUGGCGCACUACACUCGAUGUAAACCUCAAGAGGCCGCUCUAUGGUGGUGUUUUGAGCAGGUCAUGCGCCAGCUAAAGUAUCGCUAUGAGAGAGAAGUUAAUCUCGCGCAGCGCUCUGCUAUCAAAAGGAUACAGGAGAGAGAUUCUCCCGCUAGCCUGCCGAUGAUACUGCGCGUCUUCGGCCACCACAAGGUCAACGCCGAAGAUGUGGACAGCCUGGGUGCGAUGAGCAAAGUCAAGGACAGAACUUGCGGAGAUUAUGACUAUGAACUCGAGCUGACUGACGGCUGGUACCGGAUCAGAGCCAGAAUGGAUCCAACCCUGUCUCGCGCUUUCAAAAGAGGCAAAAUUGCGCAGGGGAUGAAGCUAGCCAUACAGGGCGCUAGGCUG
Messenger RNA from Microstroma glucosiphilum, 555 nucleotides. Its product is annotated as nucleic acid-binding protein. NCBI's taxonomy places the organism in Eukaryota, Fungi, Basidiomycota, Exobasidiomycetes, Microstromatales, Microstromataceae. The annotation marks the transcript as partial. The transcript has a single exon. The record is from RefSeq and is a predicted model, not a curated record. Gene Ontology annotation, biological process: double-strand break repair via homologous recombination; regulation of DNA-templated transcription.